AUGGUGAAAAGGCUUUGGGGAAACAAUGAUUGUGAUAAGUACAUUCUGCCAAUACAUACGAUGUGGAUACCAAGAGAGAGCUGUGAGGAAAAUAAGAGAUUCAAGUGCCAAUCCGGAUAUAUACCAGAAGUUCAGACCAAAUGUAAAAACGGAGCAUGGUAUUUGGAACCAACCUGUCAAGAUUGUGAUAAGUACAUUCUGCCAAUACAUACGAUGUGGAUACCAAGAGAGAGCUGUGAGGAAAAUAAGAGAUUCAAGUGCCAAUCCGGAUAUAUACCAGAAGUUCAGACCAUAUGUAAAAACGGAGCAUGGUAUUUGGAACCAACCUGUCGAGGUAAAAAUCAGUAUUUAUACAGAUUCUGUACAUUGUGA
This is a messenger RNA of Lottia gigantea (owl limpet), 372 nucleotides long. RefSeq lists its product as hypothetical. The record is from RefSeq and is a predicted model, not a curated record. The transcript is spliced from 3 exons. Lineage: Eukaryota; Metazoa; Mollusca; Gastropoda; Lottiidae. The coding region runs from base 1 to 372 and encodes 123 amino acids.